AUGCUGGCCGACGGAUUCGACGAUAUCAUGCCGCUGUGGCUGCCGCCUUCGCCGCCCGACUCGGACGCCGACUUUGAUUUGCGAAUGGAGGACGACGCGUUCGAUCUGCUCUACGAGAUCGAUCCGAUGAGCGAGGCGCGCCUCCCGUCGCACAUUCACGAGCUGCGGAGACCUCUGGCCGAGAAGCAGAAGCAGCCGACGAUCAGCGGUACGGGAACGGGCGGGAAACUUGACAUUUGGAGGGUUUCUGUUAGCCAAACUAGUCUAGACAGAGGGAGAUCUCAAAGGAUUGUUAGAAAACGAAGAGCGAUGUAAACAUGGGUCAAAAUUAGAGCUAGAAGUCUAAUUCUGGCGUUUUCUGAAAGAAAACCUCUAGAUUUUAGGCUGAUCAAACAUUUUGGUGUACGAAGGAUAAACAGACAGUUGAAAAACAGAGUUUAAAGCUGAAAUUAUAUAGUUUUGAAGUAAGCUUCCUAAUUUUAAUGAUAUCGGACUCACUUCGUUGUUCACACAGGCCUGAAGGCGUAAUUUUUGAAGAAACUGUAGAAAAUCGCCUUUAUAGCAGAAGAAAAAUUACUAACGUUUCAGAGAUUCGCUCGCCGACGAAGGAAAAAGAGGCGAUGAGUGCGUUCGACGCGCUCGCGAAGAGCAUCCAACUGCCGUCCUCCGGAGCCGUGUCCGCGUCGCCCGCCUACACGGAAAACUCGUUUUCGAUGGACGACAGCAGUCAGGACGCGCGUAUCGACGUCAACGAACACCUUCAGAUGCACCAGCAUCAGACGCCCGUUCUGCAGGCGCCGAAACCGCCGAAACGGCGGCGAACCGACAAUCGACAGGUGAGAGAAUGUUGUAUCAUUUCGAGAGAGAAAUUGUGUCAGUCAUUCCCUGAUUUCUCCGUUUUUAAAGACAAGUUCAGCACUGAGGCACUCAUUUUAAGUACAGAAACGGCCCAUAGAAUGCGAACAUUGUGAAUUGCCGGCCCUGGAUUUUUGAAGAACUUUUGUUUGGUCCAUUUGCAAUAAUCUGAUCGGGCCCAAACUUUGCAGGCUUUUUGCAAUUGGAUUCAAGUAUUUUGGGUCCAUAAGUCUCAGACCGAUCCUGUUUUUUUUUCCCGAGAUAUCCUAUAUCCUAUAUUCGGUCUGAAACGUGCCCAUGAAGAAGCCUGCAAAAGUUUGGGCUCGAUCGGAGAAGCAAGAAAGGAAUACUAACUCUCUUACACACACACAUACGCACCCAAUCGAUCCCAUGUUUUAGAUUGGCCAAUUUCUGAUAAAAAGCUACACAGCCUCUCAGUUGAACGAAAUUGGCCCUAAAUUAAACCAGAAGCAGAGCCAGAUCGGUGUAAGUUUUUGAGCACGAUUCAUUCCUACGCACAAUUCGUUGUUGUCUCAUCAUUAUGAUGGUGGUGGUGAUUGUGCUUGUGCUAUUGUCGAGAUCUAUAUUGUCGCAUCGAAAAUGCGCCUUAUCGCAUACGUUUAGGCCAAAAACACGAAUUUGUCAGACUUUUAAAGGAACACUGGCCUAAAAUUCCACUGCGAUAAAGCGUAUUUGCCCAAAAAAAUUGCUCGAGAUCUCUGAAAAAAGAUAUUGUUGUAUCGUUGCAGACGCCGAACCACCGUAACCAGGAAGUGGGCGUGAAGAGAGCGACGACGCCGCCGUCGCCGUUCCGCGAAGAGCCCGACUACGACGGCGCCGAGUGGAACAUUGUGGAGGACUACGCUCUGCUGCAGGCCGUCCAGCUCGAGUUUGCCAACUCGCAUUUGGUGGAGAAGAGUCAGCACGAGGGGAUGGUGCUCAAUUGGGAGCUCGUCGCCGGCGCCGUCAACAAACAGACGCGGUUCUACCGAUCGGCGCGCCAGUGCUCGAUCCGCUACCAGAUGUUUGUGCGGCCGAAGGAACUCGGACAGCUCGUCGCGUCGGAUCCGAUCACGAAACGGACGAUGAAGGUGGACUUGUCGACGACGGAACUGUCGCAUCUGCGCAGGGGACGCAUGACCACCGACAGUCAGUAUCAGCACGAUUACGGCGUGAUGACCGACAAGAAGCACAUCAGUCGGUUCCGGAUGGUACGCACGUGCUCGCAGAAGAGACAAGUGCAGUUUUGGAGGGGUCCUCGAGGUGAGACCGGCGGAAAACUAGUCAUUUGGGGCUGUUUUAGGUCAAAAAGAGAAAGAGUUUUUGAAGAAUAUCUGUAAGAUCUGACUCCUCAAGACUAAAGUUAGGAUUAGAUUGGAUAUAAUUGAUAAUAGUGGAAAAGUGUAAAAUGACCGUCGGUUUUCGAUAUAACAUGUUUCUGAAAAGGUCGACUUGCAGCAGUGGAGACGCGCAAUCUGCAGUCGUUGACGGGCGGAAUGCCGCCGAGACACGAGGCGAAAAUGGAGGAGUUCGAGGUGCGGCUCGGCGUCGUUUUGGACGCAGAAGACGUCGUCACCAUGUCCGAGGAGGAGAUCGCCGUCGUGGAGGCCGGAAAGAGGAAGAUGAUGAUGACCACGAAGAAUCCGAGACCCGUACGUUUUUUUCGUCGAUUUUCUGAGCCAGUUGUGGAGAUUUUCAAAAAACAUAUCAAACUUAAAUGCCAUGCUUUACAACUUUUCAAUUAUUGCAGUGUCCACGCAACGAAGCGCGCUACCACACGCUCGUGCUCCGUCCCUACACGGUUCCGCUGUCGAACGAGUACGAGCCGAUGCCCGCUCGCAGAGAUAUGCGCAUUCCGGUGCCACCACUCCAGCCUGCGCCGAUUCCGAUGGCCCUCCAACAGCAGCAGCAGCAACAGCAGCAGCAACAGCAAGCACAACAGCAACAGGCGGCCGCCCAGCAAAUGGCUCAACCGCCACAAAACCAGCACAUUUCACAGCAAUUGCGAGGCGCCACACCGACGCCCACGCAGGCUUCGCAACUCCAGCAACACCUUCAGCAACAACAGCAACAGCAGCAGCAGCAGCAGCAGCAACAUCAGCAACAACAUCAGCAACAACUUCCGUCGCUUCAAUCGCAUCAAAUGCAGCAACAUCAGCAACAUCAACAGCAAAUGAGCCAACCGUCGACGCAUCAGCAACAACAGGCCCCGCCCACUUCGCAACAACCGAUGCCGAUCCGACAGGUCGGAAUGGGCCAAAACCCAUCGGACAACGGGGGACCACAACAGCAGCCGAUGGGCGCACACGCCCACACUGUCGUCUCGUCGACCACUUCCGGACUUCAGCCGAUCCAACGACGCACCGCUUCCGGAUCGAAUGUGCAAUAUCUGGGACAGGGACAGAUGCAGCCGCAGGGACAGAGCUACGUGGUCAUGCCGACGGGCGGGAACGCCGGAGGGCAGGGCGGAGAAGGCGGACAGCCGCAGAGAGUGCAGUACGUGCAGCAGGGCGGACGGGGAGGAUACAAUAGUACGCUGGUGAUGAGGGGAGCCGGAGGACGAGUUGUCAGGGUAGGUUUCGAAACUUUGGGUUGUUUUGUCCUGUUUUGGCGCAAUCUAUUGUCCAGGGCUGUAUAUUGUACUUUUGAGCCACUUGGAACUAUCCCUAACUUUGCAACAUUCGUUUUGGUUUGUAGUGUCUGCAUUGACAGUUUUAGUCCAAAAAGAUCAGGUGAUCUGGAAUCUGAAAACGCUCGGUUUCAACUCAAUAUAUCUCCAGAUCAGAUGAUCCUAUUAGGCUGAAACUUUCAAGGUAGAAACUUCAAUCCAAAACUGAUAAUUGUGUUCGAUCGUUCGAGUUCGAUCGGAUGACAGAAAAAGUACAGAUCACUAAAAGCUCUGAGGUCCAGAACAAAAGUUUAAAACGAAUCUACUUUUCAGCCUGCCGGAACUGUCGGUCAACAACGUGUCUACAUAGCGCCGGACCGCGGCUACCCGAUGCCCCAGAUGGUCCCGGUCCGAGUGAUGCCUUCCGGACAACGAAUGCUCACCGGACAACGUAGACAGGCGCCGGCGCCCGGAACUGUCGCCGCGAUGGUGCUGCCGAACCGGCAGAACGGCGGAGUCGCGCAGAUGAGACCUAUCGGGUAGGCGCCUUUUUUCAAAGUUUUCAAAAGUUUUCAUAGUUUAGCGAACAAACUAAAAAAGAGCUCUAUUGACAAGGGACAAGGAAAAGCCCGGUACAGGCCUUCUGAAGGACUGCCGAGGCCUGGACUUUUGACCGACUUGAUCGGAUCCAAACUUUACAGGCUUCUUGGACUUGGAUUGAAGUAUAUUGGGUCCAAUUAUCUGGUCCCGAGAUACCCUGGUUUGAGGCGUAAAAUGCCCUCUGAUCUGCUUACCAGAUGAUCCGAUCGUUCUGAAACUUGAUUCCAAUAUACUUCUAUCCAAGUUUAAGAAGCCUGCAAAAAUUAGACCGAAUCAGAAAAUUGAAACUGGGUCAAAAGUCCAAGCCUCGGCACGCCUUCAAAAAGCCUGAGCCGGUCUUUUGCGCAGCUCUUAUAUUGACCACUUUUUCGAACUUGUAAAAGUUUCAGACGUGGCGGCUACAACGGUCAGCAACGCAUCAACGUGAUGCUGAGCACGGCGCCGAACAUGCGUCCGGUGGUCGGACAGGGCGUUGGCGGCGGCGGAAUGGGCGGCGCGGGCGGCGUGCGACGGCAACUCGUCGGCCGGCCGCUCAGCCAGAGAAUCGACCCGACGGCGCCGACGGUCGCCCAAGUGGUCGUCGCGCCGCCGACGGGACUGCAGACGGGCGGUGGAGGCGGAGGCGGACCGCCCGUCCUUCACAUGCAAAGAUCCAUCGGACCGACGGCUCCACCACCGGCAGCGGCUCCGACAUCGACGACGUCCGAAACGCCUCAAGGACCUUCUCAGAACAAACCAUAA
Molecule: messenger RNA, 4804 nt
Organism: Caenorhabditis sp. 36 PRJEB53466
Lineage: Eukaryota; Metazoa; Nematoda; Chromadorea; Rhabditida; Rhabditidae
Source: the annotation of a GenBank genome assembly